AUGUCAUCCGAGGCCAUCCUCACUCCUAAUCCACGGGACCAGGUACUGCGAAACGACGAUCUCCUCCGUAUCAUCUUUCACUUCGUGGCUCUCGAGCAGAGAGAGGCUGAUAAUCAGCAUCAGCCUGAGCGACCUUCCGUCAACCAGCAGUUCCUGCCUAUCGCUCUGACCCACAAGGGUUUUCUUGAAGCGGCGCUCAAUGUCAUCUGGAAGAACAUACCAAAUCUCUUGCCACUGCUGAAACUGAUCCCAGGGUUCUGCAAAGUCGACGGUGAAUACCUUCUUACCAGUGUAAAUGCGACAGAAGGACAUUGGGAAAGAGUUGGAUUCUAUGCAAAACGCGUCGAAUCAAUUACUUUUACAGCACAAGAUGAAGUCAUCUCCUCCCUGGUAUACCAGACGCUAUCCAUGUAUCAAUCUUCAUACCUUCCAGGCCUGGGCAUCCCUGUCCCGUCGCUCACCGCCAUGACAGUACAAUGCUCUACGAAGACCGACUACGCGUCAGCCUUAUUCAUCGCCACCGCCUCGAGAAACCUGCUCAAAGUAAAGGUUGUCAAGAUUAUACCCGAGUCGUUCACCUUCCUUCGACAGUUACUCCUCGUACUCACGCAUCGGCAUUCACAAUUAGAGGAGCUCGAGCUGGAAGGAAACGGCACAGAAGCCCUGCUACUUUCGCUUAUCCGCCAAAUCACCCUCUUCUCGGCGCUGUCCCGGCUCUCGCUGGACUUCCCUGGGGCAUGGCCGCUGCAAGCUGCAGUAUUGAGACCCCUUCCUUCCAUGAAAAGCCUUCGCCACUUGUCGUUGCGGAUUUCCGAGCACAAAGGAGGAAAACGAAACCUCGACACCAAGAACCCACGGUAUACCUUCCCUUCCUUAUCCAAGCUCGAAAUUUCCGGGAGCACACUUCUAGCCGUCCUUAAAGCCCUGGCACGAAUCGUUGCCCCUCGUAUCCAGCACAUCCACAUCCAAUUCAACGCAGGCUCCUCACUCCACAAAAAUGAUGCAACGCACUUUAAGGAACGAAUCCGACGGCAGAUUGGGAUGCGCGGCUAUCCCGACCUCCGCACCUUCAGAGUCACCCAGAGUGACGCGUCAAAGUUCGACUUUGUAUCCGAGGAGUUGUUCACCGCAUCGGAAUCCCCAUCCUCGAACCUAGGAAUCACCCCGCCCCUCCAUCUCCAGCACCUCCACUUCGAGAUGUGCACGACGUCCAACACCAAGAGCUUCCUCACGAUCGUCGCGGAGAGAUGCCCCAACCUCCUCUCACUCACCCUCCCCGCUUCCAACUCUGACCCCGACGACGCCAAACCAAGCCUAACAUGCCUAGCCCUCCUCGCCAAAGGCUGCCCUCACCUCCUCAACCUCCGAAUAUGCCUCCAGCUACACCGCCCAACUCCAAACCACUUCCACAAUGCUCUAGCCAGCCGCGGCGCUGAAGUCGAAGAACUUAACCGCAUCCACCCUCUCCGAUCCUUGCAAAUCAGCGACGCAGGAGGGAACCAGACAUUCGGAAUCACCGACCUAAUCUCCAUGUCCAAGUACCUUCAUCGACUAUUUCCAAGGUUGGAUAAGCUGGGAGGCUACCGGGAUGCAGCGGGACGGGGUAUGGGAUCGGUGGAAGUCUUCGAGGCCCUGCGGGAGCUUACCUUGGCUCUCGGAGAGGCACAGGAAAAGGGAGCUGCUACUGCAUUGGCUCAGGCGAAACGGUCAAAGGACAUACGAGUCCUAGUUCCACCAGUACAGCCAGGCCGGCAAGCUCGAGGAGGAGGAAGAGUCGAAGAAGCAUCUGUGCAAACGGAGAGAGAUGAAGUAACAUUGCGAGAAGGGCACAGCCUUCCCAAGGAGGUCUCUGUUCAAACGGAUGCGGAGGCUGACCUUCAUUCGAUACCAGAUGGACUCGUAGCUCGUGAUGCCCGAUUGGAAGAUGCUUCCGUUCAGACAGACAAAGAGACGAUCACGGAGGCUGGAGAGGGAGACCAGGAGCUUCAGUGUGAAGAGACGUCCGUGCACUCGGUCGACGAGCCCGUCACGGUGCAAUGGGACGAUUGCUCAGUAGAAACGGGGGAUUGCCACCAAGUCUCUGGCUGA
Coprinopsis cinerea okayama7#130 is the source of this 2088-nucleotide messenger RNA. RefSeq lists its product as hypothetical. The transcript is spliced from 2 exons. Lineage: Eukaryota; Fungi; Basidiomycota; Agaricomycetes; Agaricales; Psathyrellaceae. The record is from RefSeq and is a predicted model, not a curated record. Bases 1 to 2088 code for a protein of 695 amino acids.